Durio zibethinus is the source of this 1463-nucleotide messenger RNA. Lineage: Eukaryota; Viridiplantae; Streptophyta; Magnoliopsida; Malvales; Malvaceae. The record is from RefSeq and is a predicted model, not a curated record.
AUAUUUCUAAUUUAUUUAGUUUUGACAUUUAAAUUCAGAAUCAGAACCUUGACUGCACCUCUUCAUCUUCCUUUCUCUUCCUCAUUUAUCCUCUCUACCUCUUCUGAAAGAGUUGGGUUCCUCGUGUGUGCAGUUAUGGAGUAUUUUGAUAUCUUGAAAAGAUCAUGAUGCAGUGCGUAGACGGAUUAAAGCAUUUAUGUGCUGCAGUCAUUCAUUGUUGUGAUGCUGAUUUAUAUAAGCAACCUAAGGGUCUAGAUGAUCCAGAAGCUCUGGCAAGGGAGACUGUGUUUAGUGUAAGUGAAAUUGAAGCCCUGUAUGAGCUUUUUAAAAAGAUCAGCAGUGCGGUGAUUGAUGAUGGGCUGAUCAACAAGGAAGAGUUUCAAUUGGCAUUGUUUAAGACAAACAAGAAGGAAAGCUUAUUUGCAGAUCGGGUAUUUGACUUGUUUGACACCAAGCACAAUGAAAUACUAGAUUUUGAAGAGUUUGCCCGUGCUUUGUCUGUAUUUCAUCCCAAUGCACCAAUUGAUGAUAAAAUUGAGUUUUCAUUCCAGCUGUAUGAUCUCAAACAGCAAGGGUUCAUAGAGAGACAGGAGGUAAAGCAAAUGGUGGUGGCCACGCUUGCUGAAUCUGGUAUGAAUCUUUCAGAUGAUGUUGUCGAGAGUAUCAUUGACAAGACCUUUGAGGAAGCUGAUACUAAACAUGAUGGAAAGAUUGACAAGGAAGAGUGGCGAAGCCUUGUUUUGCGGCAUCCUUCUCUUUUGAAGAACAUGACUCUUCAAUAUCUCAAAGACAUCACCACUACGUUCCCAAGUUUUGUUUUUCACUCACAAGUGGAUGAUACCUGAGCUUGAGGCCCAGUUGAAGUUUGUUGUAGGUGCAGUGAGGUUUACGGGGUAGAGCAGCGUGUAAAGGGAAGGGUCAUUCAGAGUUUGAGAGAAGAGCGAAUUUUUGUGUUUCAAUGUGAACUCAUGGUGUUCUUUUUAUUUAUUUAUUUUUUUGGAUAGAUUAAGCUUUGUAUCUUGAAGUCAAUAGUGGGUUACUCUUACUAAUAGUUGUUAAUUUGCUUUGUUUAUUUUGCAUCAUCUCAUUGGUGAAAAUGAAAGGGGGAAGUCUUCUAAUCUCCCUAAUUGUAAACAACAACCAAAAUGCGGUGCUUACUUGGUAAAGCUGGAAUCUUUGGUUUGAAAUUACUGUGUUGAUUUGCCUGCCAUCAUAAUUGUGUUGUUAGCCACAUCAUGCAUGCAAAAGCUUGUGCCGACAUCUGGCCUCGGCAUUUAAAUUUCGUAGGGGGUAUUUUAAGUCCUUUUGGGAAGAAAGGAAAGGAGAGAGAAACCGCUCAUGAAGGGACGAGGAAAAUGGGGUGAAAGGACGGAUAAGUCGCCUCCCUUAUUAGUCAUGAAAGUGAAAGUAGCAGUCAAGCCAAAGCAGCAAUAAAAUAAAGCAAACGUAACGACAUGGUCAAU